AUGGUAUUUUUGAAUAUUUUGAUUCCUUUACUUCUCGGUUCUAUCGGAGUGAUUUUAAACUUAAUUUUAAUUGUAAAAUUCAUGAAAAUAAAGAAGAGCGCGGUUACAAAUUUUACAAAACUAUGUCUCUGCAAAGCAAUUUCCAAUUUUGUUAUGAGCGCAUCGUUUCCAUUUUGGAUUGUUCCUUUUUCAAUGCUGGAAUUUAAAAUCCAAAACAUUCCGAGAACAUUGAAUGUGAUUGUUUCUGAAUUUGUUGGUAUAUUUACUUAUUAUUUUGGGCCUUUUAUUUUAAUAUGUAUGUCUAUAAAUCGAUUCAUUGCUAUUUACUUUCCAUUUUCAACAAUUUCCAAAAAACCAUUUUUCACAAACUUUGGUAUUUUUAUUUCAAUUUUGCUUGCAAGUUCGCCAGUGUUUGUACCCAAAAUAUUCAGUUGCUAUAUAAUUUAUGAUCCAGAGACUACUAUUUUUUCAUCGGAAAACUACGAUCGGUGCGGGGAAGCUAUGAAUCAAUUUUUCGUGAUAUCAAUAGUAACAUUGGCGUUAAUAUCUAAUCUGAUCAACUUGGUUAUUUUUGCCAAACUCAUGAAAGAUAAGAUGAGUGGAGUCAGUGAAGCUCAAAAAAGCAAGCGACGGAAAAAGUGGCAAACGAUGUACAUUCAAAGUGUCAUUCAAGAUUUUUUGCAAGCAGUAGAUAUUAUAAAUUUAUAUUACACAUCUGGGCUUUUCGAUGAUCCUCUUUGGGUUUUUGUGUUUACUUCUGUUUCUUUUUCGUCUGUAUAUAUGCUCGACGGAGCAACAAUGGUGUAUUUCCAUUCAAACUUUAAACUUGUGUGCUCUUGUAAAAUCGCAAGCACGAAAAACGUUGUGAUGGUAUCUGGAAAGGAGAGCUCAGCUUUUAAGCUUGCUACUAAUUCAAAGAUUUAGUCUUUUUGUUGAUUCUUAAUUAUUAACCGAUUCAAUAAUAGUAUUAUCCCUAAAAUAAUUUUAAAAUGUUUUUCAAAUUUUCAUUUAUACUUUCAAAACAAUUUUUCUGGAAACAAAUAAAUAAGAAAAAAUUUGCAGCAAGCUAUAAGAUUUUUAAUUAAUUUGUCUGCGAAAUAUUUCACAUAGAACAACACGCUCCGCGUUCUAAAAUCUACAGGAAUGAAUUUAUCGAAAUUAAGACUUUUUUGUCAGAAUGUGCAUCAAAGUUACAUUAGCAUGUCUGGAAAAUUAUACAAAUUACACAGUUGUCUAGAAUUAUUCAACAACAAAAAAAGGAAUUUUUAUCAAAAUUAUCUCAAGCACAAUGCUCCUCUCCAUCAAAAAUCCACAACAAAUUUAGAAUUGUACCCAACCCUAUAUACAUUUGCAAUAGGUCUACUACAAUUUAUUAAUUCAAAGAAGCUGGUUUGUGAAUUUACAUUUUUUGUUCUUUGGGAAAUUAAAAAAA
Molecule: messenger RNA, 1432 nt
Organism: Caenorhabditis elegans
Lineage: Eukaryota; Metazoa; Nematoda; Chromadorea; Rhabditida; Rhabditidae
Gene: srx-134
Product: G-protein coupled receptors family 1 profile domain-containing protein
Exons: 4
Coding region: 1-924 (307 amino acids)
Biological process (GO): signal transduction; G protein-coupled receptor signaling pathway
Cellular component (GO): membrane
Molecular function (GO): G protein-coupled receptor activity
Source: RefSeq, marked reviewed